AAAGGCAGUUUGAAGGGACACUAGUGGACAGACUGCCACUGAUGGAAAACCACUGUCUGGAAUAUUGCAUGUUGAAUCUUCAUUUUGGUGCACUGGAUUAAAAUCACUUAUUUCUAUCAGGAGGUGUGUUAUGCUGCUGAGGAGCUAUACCUUUGGCUGUUGUAUGACUCUAUGCAACACAAAGGGUAAACACUUUCAAGGGAGACAUUUUCCUCUGCCUGAAACGUGACCUUCGCAGAAGCAUCUCUUUCUGUCCAGGUUGGAAGAGGGCAGAGUAUAUCCUCCAUUCACUUCAGAAGAAACAGAGCUCCCCUGCGAUAUCCACAGGCCUUGCGUGAGGAUGGUCAGAGUGAAGACCACAGACCUGGCCCCCACAGCCACCGUCAAAUUCUUUGGAGCUGGAACAGCUGCCUGCUUUGCUGAUCUGGUCACCUUUCCCUUAGAUACAGCCAAAGUCAGGCUUCAGAUCCAAGGAGAAUCCAGGAGUCUGGAUAGCAGCAAGGCGAUGAAGUACAGGGGCGUGUUCGGCACCAUCACCACCAUGGUGAGGACAGAGGGGCCCAGCAGUCUGUACAACGGGCUGGUGGCCGGGCUCCAGCGCCAGAUGAGCUUUGCCUCGGUCCGGAUCGGACUCUAUGAUUCCAUGAAGCAGUUCUACACCAGAGGAUCUGAGCAGGCGGGUAUUCUCAGCCGACUGCUCGCGGGCUGCACCACAGGGGCCAUGGCAGUGGCUUUUGCUCAGCCCACCGACGUGGUCAAAGUGCGGUUUCAAGCCCAGGCCAGGCUGGCAGAUGGCAUCAGGAGAUACAGCAGCACCAUGGGAGCCUACAAGACCAUUGCCAAGGAUGAAGGCGUCAGAGGCUUGUGGAAAGGAACCUUCCCUAACAUUACCCGUAAUGCCAUUGUGAACUGUGCAGAGCUGGUGACUUAUGACAUCAUCAAAGAGCUCAUCUUGAAAUAUGACCUCAUGACAGAUAACUUGCCUUGUCACUUCACUGCUGCUUUUGGGGCUGGUUUCUGUACAACCAUCGUGGCGUCCCCGGUGGAUGUGGUGAAGACGCGCUUCAUGAACUCCACCUCUGGACAGUACAGCAGCGCUCUAAACUGUGCCAUCACUAUGCUCACUAAAGAAGGACCCGCAGCUUUCUACAAGGGGUUCAUGCCUUCCUUUCUGCGCCUGGGAUCCUGGAAUAUUGUGAUGUUUGUUUCCUAUGAGCAAAUCAAACGAGCUGUAACGAGAGCCCAGCAGUCAUGGGAAUCUCCAGUUUGAACCGAUUUUCCUUUCUGGAAUCACUGAACAAGAAUAUAGUAAGGGGAAAAUGUUUACAUUGGUGUGAUUGGUUGGUAAGGUGUACAAAUAGAAGUACUGAAGAACCAGACAUUGUUUGUUCCAUCGCUGGUCGAUGUAUUUGAAACAUGUUCUUUGUAUAUAUUGGUGUUUUCUACUUAUUCACUGUAUAAUAAAUCUUCCAAAAUCUG
Lepisosteus oculatus (spotted gar) is the source of this 1479-nucleotide messenger RNA. Its product is annotated as dicarboxylate carrier UCP2-like. NCBI's taxonomy places the organism in Eukaryota, Metazoa, Chordata, Actinopteri, Semionotiformes, Lepisosteidae. The record is from RefSeq and is a predicted model, not a curated record. Gene Ontology annotation, molecular function: oxidative phosphorylation uncoupler activity. Gene Ontology annotation, biological process: response to cold; adaptive thermogenesis; mitochondrial transmembrane transport.